This is a messenger RNA of Salmo salar (Atlantic salmon), 2447 nucleotides long. RefSeq lists its product as uncharacterized. Gene Ontology annotation, cellular component: nucleus. Lineage: Eukaryota; Metazoa; Chordata; Actinopteri; Salmoniformes; Salmonidae. Gene Ontology annotation, biological process: regulation of gene expression. The record is from RefSeq and is a predicted model, not a curated record.
AGCAUAUUUUUUAUCCACAUGUAUGCUAUUUUAAUCUGUUUCACGUCAUACGUAUGCGUCGGCCGGAAAUUGAAUUUCCAUCGCCUCUUGUUUUUGUUCCCAGUUAGAUUCUGUUCAGCAGCUGGGUUAGGUAGGCUUUUUGUGUUCGAAAUUUACGAAAUAUUUGGUUAGUUUGAACAACUUUAUCAAUUCAAACGGUGUUUGGACAAUAACGCAGAGCCAUGUCUAAACGCGCUUCUUUUCACACACAACUGUCCUCCAUCAUGGAAAUACUGUCCAGAACCGCAAUGGCUCAUGUGUGCAAACUGGUUGACGACGAAUACGCGGGAAUGUCUUUAGAAAAUGAGGCUCUCACUGAUAAAUUGCAUAAUCUGGAAAGUGAACUGACAAUUGUGAAAAGCACAGCUCCCAAGCUGUCUGGAAACUAUCGCUCUGUUGGUGUUCAAACUGGUGAAACUAUCACCAGAAUAGACAGAGGGCUAAAUGGGUCCCCCACCAUCGAAGGAAUAUUUGGGAAGGAAUGGUGCCUUGAUCUAUGGAACCAUGGGGAUCCCUACAGCACAGAGAACAGUCCGCAACACACUGCUAAAUCAACAGGGGUGCCUUCAGGCCAAGCUGACGUUAAAGAGGAGGAUUUUGAGGUGGAAAUCAUAAACAGCAGAGACCCACAGGAAAGACCAACAAUAAUUUUAGAUGAUGAUGACUUAUUGGACAAUGGAAGAGAAGGGCCCUCCAAUGAGUAUCCAUCCUUUGAUUCCUUCCGCCAGGACAGGCCAGGGAGACGGGAUAAACAGGUACUGGAGAUGUCAACUACGGAUGUCUCCACAGGACACACUUUACGUUUCAUAUCCAUCGACGGAGUGGAGGAGGAAUAUGGCGAGCAUGUCUUUCCCAUUGAGGACGAUGAGACAAAUGAGUUCCUACCAGACGAUACCGAGCUGUUGCCCAACGAAGGACAAGAUGAACACAUCACAAAGCCAACGUACGCAAAGAAGUCUUUAGCAAAGUCAAAAAGCAAAGCUGGAAAGACUGCUGGGAAGACUUUCAGUUACUUUAACAGGUUUAACUUGCACUCCCAUAGUAAAUCCGAAACAAACAAGUUAAGUUGCGUGAUUUGUAAGAAGACUUUCUUGCGGCAGAACCAUCUGACAAUGCAUAUGAAAUCUCACAAGUCGCUUUACUGCAGUGUGUGUAAGAACUGUUAUCCUGGGAAAACUCAGCUCAAAAAACACAAAUGUGUUGCUCCCGAUUAUCUGGCCUCGAACAGCUCGAAGUACUUUUGCCAUUACUGCGGCAAGUCUUUCAGCUGUCCGUCAAGCCUGAGGAUACACCACCUGGUGCACACUGGAGAGAGACCCCACACGUGCACUGUCUGCGGGAGAGGAUUCACACAGAAGGGCAAUCUGAAAUGUCACAUGCGCCUUCACACUGGUGAGAAACCGUUCAAAUGCCUCACAUGCGAAAUUGGUUUCACCCAGAAAGUAUACCUCACUCAGCACUUGGCCAAAGCUCACGGUCAAAAGGAAGAUAAGAAAAAGAAGGCGCAAGUGCACAAAUGUUCUAAGUGUCAGUUGUCUUUCGUCAAUCAGCAACUGCUCCAAACACACAUGGCUGUUCAUAAAAAUAAAUGAAGUAUUUUUGGUUGAUUGCAAUACUCUUGACUUAAAGGGGCAAGCUGCAGUUGCUACAUGUAUUUUGGGACUUAGAAAUUAUGUACUCAUUUAUUGUUGAAGAAUAUAACUUAUUAAUCCCUCAUGAGCUUAGUUGAACUGUUGUACCCCAUCAGAACCCAACAUAAACAAAGUAAAUAAACACUUAACAUUUGUCAUUUAGCAGACGCUCUUAUCCAGAGUGACUUACAGGAGCAAUUAGGGUUAAGUGCCUUGAUCAAGGGCACAUCGACAGAUUUUUCUCCAGGCCCAGCCCUCAGCUUUUUACCGAAACAGGUGGGGAGGCCUCUAUCUGAACCGCUGAUUGCCCCUUUAAAGGAUUGUGUGCCUGCUCUGCUCAAACUGGAGAACCGAAUACUGUCUAAUGUAUGUCAUACUUCACAAUAUUGGAGCGACCUUGUCAAGGGGUUUGGAUCUGGACACUGGAAGUCCCCCCCCCCCCCAAAUAAGCUACAGUAUGUUGUAGGCUUUAAGUGUAUUUAUUACACUUGUUUUAUUUGACUGAAUUCGCUACAACACUAACAGGAUGUAUUAGGCUAUCUGGUAUGAUUUACCUACAAUAAAAGUAAAUUGAAGUUUUAUUUUGCAAAGAACGUGGUGCAUGAGUAUUGCACAAUUCAUAGGUACUGUAAUGUUUACCUUCCUGCCUGUUCUAUAUUUUAGGCUCAAGGAAUUAACCUGCCAAUGUUUGGUGCAAGAUGGCAGUUGGUACUGUAUCUGCAUUGUCCUCUAUACAUUGGUAAAUAUGACAAGUUAUCAUUAAAUGGAUGUUUUCAA